AUGCUGGCAAAUCCUCGGGGAAAUUUAACGAGUAGCAAGGAUGUUUUGAUGGCAACAAAAUCGCCAACAACAUCAACUGAACAAUUUCGAAACACAACGAGUAAUCAAACGGGUCAAACAAUUUCGCCAAAUUUUCUUUUUGGCUCGAAUAGGAAAACAAAAACCAAUGCAAUCAGCACUUCGGUUACAGGCACUCCUCAGCGCGGAGAAAAGCAAAAUUUACAAGGCAACGUGAAUAUAUUCUCACCUGCUGCAUCUCAAUUAAAUAGCCCUCCACUGCGUUCUCUAAGAGAAGAAGUAAAGUCUACGAAUGUUAUUCUGGCUGGUAUUAAUCAAACUACCUUUGAAACUGAUGAAGUUGUUCCGGUCGAGCAAAUGUUUGAUACGGCUGGUAAUUGGGUUACAAUUUUUGGUUUCCCUUCUGAAGAUGCAUCUGAUGUCCUCAAAUAUUUUGGUCGUCACGGCGCAAUUGUAUCUCACCGGUUUCCUAAGAAAGGCAACUGGGUGCACGUCCGUUAUGCGACUGCAGUGCAUGCUCAGCAAGCGUUGACAUACAAUGGGCGAAUUUUUGGUGGUAAGCUAAAGCUCGGUGUUGUUCCAACGGAUAGUAAAGUUUGCUUUUUUUUAUAUCUGGAAUCUUCCGUACAUUUUUCAACAGCCAUCUGCAAUUCAAAUGAUGAAAAUCGCUUACCUACGUCUAGUAUUAUUAUGGAAGAUUCAUUCUGUGGACUUGCACCAGCAACUGCAGUAAAUGCUUCGAAGAAUUCAAUCGACUGUGAUAAUAAAGAAAUAAAUAGAACAUCUCGUUCUGGAAUACGUUCUUUACGUGCUGCUUAUAAUAUCGCAGAUAACGAAUAUCGUAUAAACAACAUUAUUCAACCUCAGAAAACUCAAGGAUUCAUGGACAAAAUUUGGAGCUUUAUUUCCUAUUAA
Dracunculus medinensis (Guinea worm) is the source of this 933-nucleotide messenger RNA. The record is from the annotation of a GenBank genome assembly. Lineage: Eukaryota; Metazoa; Nematoda; Chromadorea; Rhabditida; Dracunculidae.